AUGGUGCAACUAUUGCACACAAAUGGGCAGUUCACUGAUCUAUCUCAUGAGGACCCACAAGUGCAUCUUCAAAACUUCCUCGAGAUCAGUGACAUGUACACCCCAACUGGAGUGAACUCUGAUUAUGUGAGGCUCACAUUAUUUCCCUUUUCUCUGCUAGGGGAAGCAAAAAGAUGGCUGAACUUUGAGCCCGCAAAUUCCAUAACAACUUGGGAUGAUCUUGCCUGGAAGUUCUUAAUAAGGUUUUUUCCUUCCGGGAAAACAGCCAAGCUGAGAAAUGAUAUAUUAAGCUUCCGACAGAAGGGAGGGGGAAACUUGUACCAAGCUUGGGACAGGUUUAAGUCCAUGCUGUUAAAUUGUGGACAAGCUUUAGAGAAAACAUAUGCUGAGCUGUUUACAUUGCUUAAUAGAAUUUCACAGGGUAACCCCAAGUGGAAUGGAGGAGGAGCUAAACCGAAUGUGAUGACUCCUCAUUUCAACAAUAUAUCACUAGGACAACAACAAGCUCAAGUUAAUAUGGUGCAACAACCACAAGCUUGGUGUGAAGUAUGUGGAGGUGGAGAUCACAGUGCUGAGGUAUGUGGAGCAAACCCAGAAUCUGUUCAUUUUGUAGGUAAUGCUCAGCGAGGAGGAAAUCACCAGAACUAUGGAAAUACUUACAACCCAAGCUGGCGAAAUCACCCAAACUUUUCAUGGGGUGGUAAUCAAAACCAACAUCAAGGACAGAACCAAUACAUGCCACAUGGUAGUGGACAAUAUUACAAUCAGCAAAACCAUGGAAACCAACAAAACCAUGUUAACCAGCAGGCUGCCAAGCAAGGUGAUAUGAGUGUGGAGGAUAUGCUAAAACAAAUCAUGGCUGAUCAAGCUAAGUUGGUAGCAGAUGUGCGAAACAAUCAAUUGGCGACUCAGAAUUUGGAGAAGAAGUUUGGGUAG
Messenger RNA from Solanum stenotomum, 936 nucleotides. RefSeq lists its product as uncharacterized. The coding region runs from base 1 to 936 and encodes 311 amino acids. The record is from RefSeq and is a predicted model, not a curated record. NCBI's taxonomy places the organism in Eukaryota, Viridiplantae, Streptophyta, Magnoliopsida, Solanales, Solanaceae. The transcript has 3 exons.